CGAAGAUAUCCUGCGACGUCUGCACUGGACGGGGUAAUGCCGUUCAUAUGAAGUUAGCUAACAAGCUAACUCCUUUUCUGUUAUGUUUGUGUUUGCAAUAAGGCUGUUUCUUCAUUUCAAAUAAGUCUCACCCACAGGAUGAUUGACACAGAGAGGAGCACCAGUAAUGCCGGUGCAGCAGAGCCCAGCAGUAAGCACAAGGACACAGAAAAGAAGAAGAGGUCCCGUGUCAAACAGCUGCUGGGCGAUGUGAAGAAGCAAGUGGAGUUCUGGUUUGGAGAUGUCAACCUUCACAAGGAUCGCUUUCUGAAAAAACUCAUUGAUGAGUCAGACAAUGGAUAUGUUGAUUUAUCUGUGUUGGCGAGCUUCAAUCGAAUGAAGAAGCUGACAUGUGACACCAAGCUGAUUGCGAGGGCGCUGAAAAAUUCAUCUGUCGUCGAGGUUAACCUAGAGGGAAAUAAAGUAAGGCGUCAGCAUCCGAUUGGAGAAGUACCAAAGGAUGUUGACAGCCGCACAGUCUAUGUGGAACUUUUGCCCAAGGAUGUGACACACAGCUGGAUAGAGAGAGUGUUUACAAAAUGCGGGAAUGUGGUUUAUGUUAGCAUCCCCAGAUACAAGUCCACUGGCGACUCCAAGGGUUUUGCCUUUAUAGAGUUUGAGACGGUGGAACAAGCACAGAAAUCCAUAGAGAUGCUCAACAAUCCUCCUGAAGAUGCUCCCAGGAAGCCAGGGAUUUUCCCAAAGACGAAAAAUAGGAAGCCCAUCCCUCUGCCAGCCGAUAAUCCACCAUCAGGGGAAGAAGAAGAAAAGAAAAAGCGGAAGAAGAAGAAAAAGAAAGAGGGUGCCACAGUACAGGCUCCUGCCGAAGAAGCCAAAGAGCAGGCGAUGGAAGCAGAGUCGUCAGAGCAAAAGAGGAAGCACUCAGUCGGGGGAGAUUUUGAAUCAGACAGCUCUGGCACCCAGAAGACAGCGGGCAAACUGUCAGAGAAAAAAAGACGACGGUCACAGACAGCAGAUGGAUCUGAAAGUGACGUACCAUCUAAAAUAAGAAAGACAAGUGAAAGUGAAGCUGGAGAGAAGGAGAAGGAUCUAACAAAGACUAAUCCGCCCACUAAAAGUGACGCAGAGAGAGGUGUUGAGGAAGGCAAAGAAAACAGAGAUGAUUCAACAGUCAAGGCAAAGAGGAAGAGAAAAAAGAAACACAAGGAGAAACUUAAAAUUGGGGAAGAAGUUAUCCCACUGCGGGUUCUGUCAAAGAAAGAGUGGCUGAAACUGAAGGAUGAGUAUCUGACCUUGCAGAAGCGCAGCAUGAACUCCCUGAAGAGGUGCAUUUAUAAGAUUGAUCACACGGAGGACAAGAGUCGAAUGGACACAGACGAUCAUCCUCCAGCUGAGAGCACAGAAAAGGAUGACAAAAGUGAGAAAGCGACUAACCAAGGCCCUCAGUUUACCAGUGGUGUCAUCAUGAAGAUCACAGACAACAAGCCGCUACCAGGGAGGAAGUUCAUCAAAGAUGCUCUGAGCAAAAUAUCCCCAGUGGCGUACAUUGACACCUUGGAAGGAGAUGCUGAGGGUCACAUCCGCUUUCACACCCCCGAGGAAGCUCAAGCCGUCAGCGACGCCAGCGCAGAGAUACAGAAAGAGCACAGCUGGAAGCUUGAGAUUCUCUCAGGUGACAGUGAACAGAGGUACUGGCAGAAGAUCCUGGUGGACCGCCAAGUGAAGCUGAAUCGUCCAAGGGAAAAGAAGCGUGGUACAGAGAAGCUCAUAUCCAAAGCUGAGAAAAUCAUUCUGGCCCGGGCCAAGGAGGCUCACAAGCACAUCCGUUUUCAAGACGACUGACAGCUGCUGAAACUAUUUUUUUUGACAACUACACGUUUAACUGUGUAGACUUUACAUGAUGUGAUUUGAAGGGGACAGUUGGUGUUAGCACGUACUUAGCUGGAAGAGAACUGAAAGGAAACUUGAGUCAGAGUAAACUAAUUAAAAACGUCCCCUUGAUUUUUGUUUGCACUGGAGCGCCCAGGAUUAUGCAGACGGCUGCUGAGCAUGUAGAUAGUUUGGCAACAUUUUUUUUAAUUGAACCCCCCUCCUUUUUUUUUUUUUUUAAUAAAUAAAGAUUCUGUAUAUGAUGUAAAUAUGGCUGAUUUAAAUGUUCUCCCAGUG
Epinephelus fuscoguttatus (brown-marbled grouper) is the source of this 2166-nucleotide messenger RNA. RefSeq names its product La ribonucleoprotein 7, transcriptional regulator (gene larp7). NCBI's taxonomy places the organism in Eukaryota, Metazoa, Chordata, Actinopteri, Perciformes, Serranidae. Gene Ontology annotation, biological process: RNA processing. The transcript has 13 exons. Gene Ontology annotation, molecular function: mRNA binding. The record is from RefSeq and is a predicted model, not a curated record. Gene Ontology annotation, cellular component: nucleus. Bases 139 to 1842 code for a protein of 567 amino acids.